GAGACCGUCGCAAAGUAAAGGACAGGCGUUUGACAAAGCUCAGCGAGAGGCAGAAAGGUUUUAGAAUUCCCAAGACCAACAUCAGCAGCAUGAAGACUAUCAUCUUGAUGCUGGUGUUUUCAAGUGUGUCAUCAGACUGGCUGUCACAGAUAGGUGGAGAACGGGACAAGCUGUUACCUGGUUAUGUGUAUCAGGUAUUUCAGACGGGUACAGUGAGACAGUGUUAUCGACUCUGUGGGUAUUCGGCCAGGUGCGCCUCCGCCAACUGGAUCUCGACUACUGCUGAGUGUCAACUGAGUACCAAUGCUGUGGGUAUAUUGCAAGUUUCGGCGAACAACGUGUAUCUUCCUGUUCAUCAGUUUGCUACACAGAAUCAUCCUUGCUCAGAUGCACCCUGUGGACCUGACGAAAUGUGUGUCCCUGUUAGCAGCAGUUCGGACUAUGUAUGCGCACUCGUCAAGGGACACACAAGCAACAGUGCUACACCUACUGAAACAACUACUGCGGUACCGGAUACAACAGGGGCACUGACUACAUCGCCCUCACCAUCAACGCCAUCUCCGACUACGACGGCUUCACCAACGACGGCACAAGUACCAACUACUACAACACCAGCUACGACUACAACACCUUCACCAGCGACAACACCAGCACUAACUACAACAACACCUUCGCCAACGACGACAACUACACAUAUUACUACAACACCUUCACCAACGACGACACCAGCACCAACUACUACAACACCUUCACCAACAACGACACCAGCACCAACCACAACACCUUCACCAACAACGACACCAGCACCAACUACUACCACACCUUUACCAACAACGACACCAGCACCAACCACCACAACAGCUUCACCAACGACGACACCAGCGCCAACUACAACAACACCUUCGCCAACGACGACUACACUUUUUACUACAACACCUUCACCAACGACGACACCAGCACCAACUACAACAACACCAGCUCCGACUACAACACCUUCACCAACGACUACAACAACACCCACAACCACAACACCUGUUCCAACUACCACUACACCUACAACUACUACACAUGAUGGAACGUGCGUGACAGACAAUGACUGCAGUUCUCUCCCCUUCACCAAGUGUUCCCAAAACCUUUGCGUGUGUACCGUGGGCAGCGAUAUGGAUAAUACCACUGGCGUAUGUCGAUCAUUAACAGAGUGUUCCUCCGUCGCAUCCGUCUUCUCCAGCUUCAAGGACAAGGCCAUCACAGGCGCUAACACUCAGAGCAUUUCGAGCAAGACGCCUGCAGAGUGCGCACAAUUGUGUAUAAACGCCUCGUUCGUAUGUAAAUCGUUUGAAAUGUUUUUCAGCACCUGUCUAUUGCAGACUGUCAGCUGGUAUGACGUUCCAGAAGGUGAACGUGGGUAUAAGAAAGGUGUCGACCAUUACCAGCGUAGAUGUAAUUGGUGAACUUUGAUGCACUGUCCGGUGUCAUUCUGUGCUACUGUUGGAACAGUGCCGGUGCACAUCAGAUUCUCUGUAUAUGGGUACAUUGUUGUCAUUGAAAACGCGGCAAUGCACUCUUUCAGGCCUCGAACAAAUGCCUGUCUAUGUUUUUACAGGCACAAGGAUGAUACGAAAAAUUGAAGUGGUAAAGAAAUGAAAUAAGUCUAAACUGAUAUUUGACAUCUCAGGACACAAUUUAAUUGGUGUCGCCACAAUUAAUCACAACAUGAAACAUAUAUGAAAUAUAUCAAACAUUGCACAAAAGAUUACAAAGUACAAAUAUAUAUUCUGCAAUAUGUACAAUUCAAUUGGAUACUCUAAGUAGUACAACAUAUUAAUGUCUCCAGGCUUGUCUUCAGGUUGGACAGUUCUCUCUGGAGGACUUGAUACUUCUUUUUCUUUGGGGGCAAUCUGUCUGGGGGUUCCAUCGGAGUUCAGCCUCAACCCAGUUUGUGGUCAUGUAAUCUGCGAUCUGCAGACAUCUGUUGUCCUGAGACAUGUCUGCUAGGAGUUCGAGCAAGACAUCUUCCACCUACAAUGCAAAAACACAAAAGCUCCAUAAUGUUACCUGGUAGCACUUAGAAAUGAAAUGGUUUGGUUUCUAUAGUAUGAUAAUACAUUAUAUACUACCCAUCAAAUGUUUAGACUCACUUACAGCACUAACUAUAUGUUA
Haliotis rubra (blacklip abalone) is the source of this 2160-nucleotide messenger RNA. RefSeq names its product cell wall protein DAN4-like. NCBI's taxonomy places the organism in Eukaryota, Metazoa, Mollusca, Gastropoda, Lepetellida, Haliotidae. Bases 90 to 1451 code for a protein of 453 amino acids. The record is from RefSeq and is a predicted model, not a curated record. The transcript is spliced from 4 exons.